Lampris incognitus (smalleye Pacific opah) is the source of this 3002-nucleotide messenger RNA. It is a transcript of the gene naa30, whose product is annotated as N-alpha-acetyltransferase 30, NatC catalytic subunit. The coding region runs from base 186 to 1376 and encodes 396 amino acids. Gene Ontology annotation, cellular component: NatC complex. The record is from RefSeq and is a predicted model, not a curated record. Gene Ontology annotation, biological process: N-terminal peptidyl-methionine acetylation. The transcript has 4 exons. Gene Ontology annotation, molecular function: protein-N-terminal amino-acid acetyltransferase activity. Lineage: Eukaryota; Metazoa; Chordata; Actinopteri; Lampriformes; Lampridae.
CAGGGAAAUCGAGGAGAAAGCAGCGACAAACGUCGCAAGGGAAACCGAUAUCGCCUCAAUUAUCCUUAUAUAUAUACAGAAUAUUCGGUGAAGUAACUUGUAGAUUAUAGGUAAACCCUUUCACCUCGUGAAUGAAAUUAUAUUUAGCAAUUUUCAAGUGUGAAUCUCCACCUUAAUGCGGUGGGAUGGCCACAGUGCCGACCGGGCCUAGUAGCGCAUUGCCAGCAUCCCCGGCUGAAAUUACUUCCUUACCCGGGGGUAGGAGCGUGGAACCGGGGGGAGAAGGAGAGUCAGUCGGUGGUAAGGAGGACUCUUUUACUGCGGGGACAGGAAAGGAGUCGCAGGUAACUGAGGUUAAUCGGUCGAUCAAGAAAAAGCAGAAAAAUAUGCUAUCACACGCUAACCCGGCGGCGCUACGCCUCAAAAUGCAGCCCCAGGAGCAACAACAACUGAACGGCUUGGUCAGUCCAUCUGAAGAAGCUGACAGCCACCAAUACACGGAAAACCGAUCUGACAAUCCGAGACCGUCCUUUGAAAACUGUGACAGCAACAGCGAGGGGACUCUGAGCGACAACAACAAAGGUGAGCACUGCCAACAUGAGGGCCACAGCCCAUUUUCAAAGAACAGCAGCCACCCUCUCUUGAACAACAAUAGUAUGAACGGAAUGCUGAGUAUCACAAGAACUGAGGCAGUCCAAAACCACCCAGAAACUGCCGAUCACGCCGAUAACGAAUGGAACGAAGACUGCAACCCAACGGAACCUCCACGACCACCGGGCGAGCCCCCGGAUCACGACCCUCUGGAAUCGACCAAACCCGGAGGUGCAGCGUACCUCGACCCAUCCCAGCAGCCCCCCGUGACAGAACUGGCGAGGCUUGAUUUGAAAGGCUCAUUCGGUAAAGUGGGGGAAGAGAGCCAUGGGAUUCAUUACGUCCGCUACGAGUCCGAAUUACAAAUGCCAUGGAUCAUGAGACUGAUCACCAAGGACUUGUCAGAGCCUUAUUCCAUUUACACGUACAGGUACUUCAUCCACAACUGGCCUCAACUCUGCUUCCUGGCAAUGGUUGAGCAAGAGUGUGUCGGAGCUAUUGUGUGUAAACUGGACAUGCACAAGAAGAUGUUCCGUCGUGGCUAUAUUGCCAUGCUGGCUGUGGACUCCAAACAUCGGAGGAAAAGCAUCGGUACUAACCUGGUGAAGAAGGCCAUCUAUGCCAUGGUGGAAGGUGACUGUGAUGAGGUCGUAUUGGAAACGGAGAUCACCAACAAAUCGGCUCUGAAAUUGUAUGAGAACCUCGGCUUUGUCAGAGACAAGCGGCUGUUCAGAUACUACCUGAACGGCGUGGACGCGCUGCGGCUCAAACUGUGGCUCCGCUAGAGGAAAAGGAAAGGGGAUGUGUGGGGGGGGGGGACCACAGGUGCUGCUCACCUCUUUAUACUAUCAGCUUGAUGGCCUCAAUUCUGCCCCGCUCAUUUCACUCCUCAACACAGACCUACACGUACACUCACUCACACACACACACACACACACGCGCGCCUAUUAUACAGAGAUAAUGCUAUGCACAUAGUUAUGCAUAGACACAUAUUUUUGUCCUUGGCUUCUUUGAACAACUUUUCCUGAGGCUGAAAUGGACAGAAAUCCCCCCCAAAUGUUUUCAUGAAGAGUCCCCCUAUUAACAAGAAGAGACGAGAAGGAGGGGCAUGAGUGAGGGGCAGGUCUCUGAGAUGACCUUGACAGGGACUAGAUGACCCUUUGACCCUCAAGCUCAAGACUCCUUAUUGAACAGGAAGAGAGGUGUGAGGCAGCUCAGGUGGGGGCACGUGUGAGAACCCCAGAGAACAAGGCACCACACCAAGUCAUCCUUCAUGAACACAGGACGGACAAAAGAUUACUAACACCACGCAAAACAAGGAAGUGGGGAAGGGAGGGGGUUAAAAACAGACUCAUAAAAAAAUAUUUGUGGAGUUUAUUUUUGUGUUUCUUUUUUUUUUAAUGUCAUGAGUUACAUGGGGAUGGAAAAGCUAUUGUGUGACUGUAUCUGUACAUGAGAGUAUGAGUGUGCUGUUUUUUGUUUUGUUUUUUGCGCGUGCGUGUGUCUCCUCAGAAAGUGAGUGUACAACCUAUUUUUGUAUGCAUGUGUAUGUGUGUGUGUUUGGGUACCUGCCCAAGUGGAAACUGGUUUUGUGCAAGAUGUUCUCCCUCUGUAUGUUUCCACCACUUGCCUCAGCUCCCCCUACCGGGGCCUGAAGCCUGUAAAGAUAUGCAUGCAUUUAUUUUAACACCAGUGAGGGAACGAGUGUGAUAAGUGUGCAUUGAUUAACAACCAGAACUUGGCCAAGUCUGAGACUAACCCUUCUAGGCCCCUUUCUUCUUCUGCUAAUGCAGGGCUGUUUGAUGUAAGCAUGUUGGUGCAAAGCAGUUGGUCCAAGCAAAUCACUCCCAUAGCAACUCGGACUUUUGCCCAGCUGGUGGAUGCGCCAACUUCCUGGCUGACCAUCUUUCACUGAAACGUACAGUUCUUAAAACCCAGAAAGGAGUGUGGGUGAGAAGAGUUCUCUCUCUCUCUCUCUCUCUCUCUCUCUCUCUCUCUCUCUCUCUCUCUCUCUCUCUCUCUCUCUCUCGCUCUCUCGCUCUCUCUCUUCCUACCCAUUUUGCAGAUCAAAGCUUAUUUUCCCCUAAUGCACUGCAAAGCCACUGCAACACUGCAAAAGUUCCCCGAAGGAGAAAAAGGACUGUUCUUAGAGAGGACCCCUGCCACGGGUGGUGUGAUGUUUGCCCCAGCUAUCACAGUGUUUUCCUUAAGGUUAUUCUUCCAGUUCUUUGUUGCAAGUGCCACUCUAUCCAGCACCGUGCACAACCAUGACUGCAGUGAUCUGCCUGCUGAAGAGCAGACUACCACCGCCUUGGUCUGCUCCUGGUCUUGCUUUGGCAUCAGACUGGAGGUGCAGUAUCAAACAUGCUGGAUUCUUGUUUGAGUGUGCUGUGUAUGCGAUAAAAAGAAAA